UUCUUCUACCUCUUAUUUAAUUUAUUCACUUUCAGAUCAUUCAUCGAUUCACCCAUAUCUUCUUCUUCUUCUUCUUCGAAUUAAUUGCCAUUGGAAGAGAUGGGUUGCUUCUUGUUCAUCUUCAACAAGAACAAAUCAAAUUCUCGGUUAUCUUCAGAGCCGAGAGAUCAAACUACAAGAUCCAUCGGUUCAGCUUCAUCCACGCGUAGUGUGAAAGAAAUGUACAAGGAGAGAGAGCAUAACCUGAGAAUUUUCUCUCUCACGGAGCUAAAAGAAGCUACUAAUGGAUUCAACAGGUCUCAAAAGAUCGGAGAAGGCGGUUUUGGAAGUGUUUACAAAGGCACAAUCACUCCUCCCAAUGGUAGUAGAUGUCAUCCUUCUCUAGUCGCCAUUAAAAAACUCAACACUCAAGGCUUACAGGGUCAUAAGCAAUGGCUAGCAGAGGUUCGAGUUCUUGGCAUUGUUGAUCAUCCUAACCUAGUUAAACUUCUAGGUUAUUGUUCAGAAGACGGUGAAAGAGGAACGCAACUUCUUCUGGUUUAUGAAUACAUGCCUAACAAGAGCUUAGAGUAUCAUCUUUUCAACAAAUCUGGCCAUGUUCUUACUUGGCUUUCCAGAUUGCAGAUUAUGCUUAACGCUGCUAGAGGUUUAUCUUAUCUCCACGACGGUUUCGAAAUCCAGGUGAUUUACCGAGAUUUCAAACCAUCAAACAUACUGUUGGAUGAAGAUUUCAAUCCGAAGCUAUCGGAUUUUGGUCUUGCUCGUGAAGGACCGGCUGCUGGAGUUUCUCACGUUUCAACUGCUGUGGCUGGUACAUAUGGCUAUGCUGCACCUGAAUACUUAGAUACAGGACAUUUGAAGGCUGAGAGUGAUACCUAUGGUUUUGGAGUUGUGCUUUAUGAAAUACUAACAGGAAGAAGGGCCAUUGAAAGGAAUAGGCCAUUGAAGGAGCAGAAGCUUUUGGAAUGGGUGAAAUUGUAUCCGGCGAAUAGUAAGAGUUUUACUAUGAUCAUUGACCCGAGAAUCAGAAGUUCUUACUCUCUUGCUGCGGCUAGAAGGAUUGCUAAGUUGGCGGAUUUGUGUCUGAAUAAGAACCCUAAGGAUCGGCCAACGAUGAAUGAGGUCAUUCAGAGCUUGAAUCAAGCUAUAGAAGAAUCAUGAAUUGAUCAAUUUGUAUGUAUCUUGUAUGGAUGGAGCUUUAGUAAUUCAAUUAUAUCUGAGAUUAGUUUUUUAGGACUGGUUAUAUAUAUAUGUCAUAAUUACAUGUUUAUAUCUAUAUAAUUCCAUUAUCAUGGAGUUUGAGGACUUGUUUAUUAUU
This is a messenger RNA of Impatiens glandulifera, 1318 nucleotides long. RefSeq names its product probable serine/threonine-protein kinase PBL19. The transcript is spliced from 4 exons. Gene Ontology annotation, biological process: protein phosphorylation. NCBI's taxonomy places the organism in Eukaryota, Viridiplantae, Streptophyta, Magnoliopsida, Ericales, Balsaminaceae. The record is from RefSeq and is a predicted model, not a curated record. Gene Ontology annotation, molecular function: protein kinase activity; ATP binding. The coding region runs from base 100 to 1161 and encodes 353 amino acids.